Chara braunii is the source of this 719-nucleotide messenger RNA. NCBI's taxonomy places the organism in Eukaryota, Viridiplantae, Streptophyta, Charophyceae, Charales, Characeae. The record is from the annotation of a GenBank genome assembly.
UGGGGGGUCCGACGGUCUUGUCACCCAACGUCUCGGUGGCCAUGAGGGGGACUGACGGCGUUGACGCCAUCGUUAUGGAAAUUUUAGGUCAAACUUCGUGUCUAGAGGAGGUUUGACGAGGGCAGAAUGGACAGCGAUAAGGGCAGGACAAGUAAAUCCUGUAAUCAUCGUGUAGAUGGCGUCCUUGCGAAUGGCGCUCUAUCGGAUGAAAGGUACGGCAAGGGGACGGAAAUGACUUUGACAGCAAAUCUACAACAAGUGGUGGAAAAUUGGAUCUACAAGUUGAAGGAGGGGAAGCGUCGGCUGAGGGAGAUGGUGACUCUUGUGUCCUCAAAAGUUCGUGAUUGGUCUGAAGUUGUAGGGGGGGAGACUUCAAGGACCGCAUGGCUGAAGGAUAAGCGGCAGAGGAUGAUGGAUGUCCCUUGGGAGCUUGAAGAGGGGCCUGAUCCACAGCUGGAUGAUCUCCUUGAUUGGCAGCUCGUGGACUCCUUGAUGGGCAAUUGCUAUGCGAUUUACGAGGAAGAGAGCGAUCUGUGUGAUAAGGGGGAAUACGCACAUCUGGGGAGGUGUUUGCGAGCGCUGCCUCAAGUGGUUCGCAGCAACUUUCAGAAGCGACGAUGAUAUCCGCGUUCUUUAUCACGACAACAACAUCGCUUCUCACGAGGACAUCUGAAACAAGUUCUUUAACUAUAUCUACAUCAACAUCGCCAACUGCGAAG